CUCAUUUAAACGACGGAGUAACUACAGUACCGGAAGUCCUGCUGUUUACGAAAAUUCUAGUAAGUUCGAGUGAAUGGCUCUCCCAGGUGUGAAUAAGGACAACAUCCGCGCUGGGUGUAAAAGAUGCGGCUAUCCCGGUCACCUGACGUUCGAGUGCAGGAACUUUGUGCGCGUGGACCCAAGGAAGGACAUCGUGUUGGAUGUGAGCAGUACAAGCAGCGAGGAGAGCGAGGAGGAGGAGCAACAGCAGGACGUGCGGAAGGAGAAGAUCUUUGGGAGCAGCCGCUCUAAAGAUUCACGAAAAGAGAAACAAAAAAAAAAGAGGAGUAAAGAGCGAUCUCACCGAAAGGCAAAGAAGAGGUCUCAUUCAUCCAGUGAUGAUGACGAUGAUGAGGAAGAUGCCAGCAGGAAGAAAAAAAAGAAAAGCCACAAGAAGAAAGGCAAAAAGGAAAAGCCAAAGAAAGAGAAACACAGCAUGAAGAAGCGUAAGAAGCAACACACACAGCCUUCGUCAUCCUCCUCUUCCUCUAACAGCUCGAGUGACUCCCCAGAUACAGACUGAAACUCGACGGCCACGACAUGAGUUUAUCUCCUAAACAACAGUGUGUGAGGCUGCGUGAAGAGAGACAGACAGCUGGGGUUUAGCGUUUCUCUGUUGCUCUUUACAGCUUCUGAUUUUCUCCAAACAGUUUCAACCCCAAAUCCAUACAAGGAGUGUAAACUUUUGCACUCAGCUGUUUGUGUAAAUUUGUUGCUGUUUUAGUAGUGAAUUAUUGUCUUUUAUUUACAUCUGUGAUGAGUUUUGUUCGCUGUUUUUUUCACAAUAUUGGUCAAUUUUGUACAGAAAUAAAAUAAUACAAUUGAC
Clarias gariepinus (North African catfish) is the source of this 865-nucleotide messenger RNA. It is a transcript of the gene srek1ip1, whose product is annotated as SREK1-interacting protein 1. The record is from RefSeq and is a predicted model, not a curated record. Bases 74 to 562 code for a protein of 162 amino acids. Lineage: Eukaryota; Metazoa; Chordata; Actinopteri; Siluriformes; Clariidae. Gene Ontology annotation, molecular function: zinc ion binding; nucleic acid binding. The transcript is spliced from 5 exons.